Messenger RNA from Trichoderma asperellum CBS 433.97, 2381 nucleotides. RefSeq lists its product as uncharacterized. NCBI's taxonomy places the organism in Eukaryota, Fungi, Ascomycota, Sordariomycetes, Hypocreales, Hypocreaceae. Gene Ontology annotation, molecular function: transmembrane transporter activity. Gene Ontology annotation, biological process: transmembrane transport. The record is from RefSeq and is a predicted model, not a curated record.
ACGUCUUUCAUUUCGCCUGGCCCUUUUUUUGCGUUUUCACGGCCGUGUUCAAUCUGCCUGGAUGCCACUCGGAUCGUGCUGACAAUAUCGCUACAAGCUUGCCGCUAUUUUGUUUCUUCUUACUCUCCUUUAUUGCUCUUUCCAGCAUGAUCUUGUGGCGGCAGAUUGUCGCUCAGGUUCUGGCUCACACGCCCGCAGUCUGACCAACGACCCUGACCGAAGAAAAGACGACCACCCGCUGAUAACACGGCGACGAUCUGCGCGACGAAGAAGAAGAGCGCACUCGCAGCUCUAGAGACUUGAUUGGCAUCCACAGACGACGCAAAGGCCGCCAGAGGCUCGAGGCGCUGGGCGCUGGCUGGACAUCACAUCAUGACGCGCCCGUCAAUCAGCAACAGCUCCCGGCCUGGGCCUGGCGUGGUCAACAACGCUCAAUCCAGAGGCUCCAGAUCUUCAGGCUCGUUCCAUGCCGGCGCGCCCAUUCCCAGCAUCGCCGCUCUGCGACGCCCCUCGAUCCCGCGAUACCAAACCUUUCCGACGCCUCCGCCCAAACCGCCGGGGUCCUCUUCGGACGCCUCCAGCGAUCGCUUCGCCAUCGACUCCGACUCGUCGUCCACCUCCGCAUCCAACGAGGACGAUCAGACGCCGCUGCCCAUCCGCCAGCUUCUGCUUCUGGCUUUCCUCUCGCUGGCUGAGCAGACGGCGCUCAACUCCAUCGGGCCCUAUCUCCCCGAGAUGGUGGCGUCUAUGCCGGGAAUACCAGCCGACGAAAUCGGCCUGUAUGUCGGUCUCCUCGCCAGCGCCUUUGCCUUGGCUCAGCUCUCCACCAACUUUCUCUGGGGGUACACGUCAGACAUUGUUGGCCGGAAGCCAGUGCUGUUGGCAGGAACCUUUUCGUUGAUGGGCUGCUUCUGCGCCUUUGGCUUCUGCAAGCAGUACUGGCAAAUGAUCUUGGUCCAUGCCGCCAUGGGUCUGCUGAACGGUAACGCCGCCUGUGUGCCGACGGUCCUGGGCGAGGUGACGGACCGGUCGAACCAGAGCAAAGCAUUCACCUAUCUCCCCGUCAUUUACUCGCUGGGAGGUCUUACUGGCCCUGCGCUGGGAGGCAUCCUGGUAGGACGCAUGGGCAAAGAGUUUCCCUACCUUGGACCGAAUGUUCUCAGUGCUGCUGUCCUUGCAGCAGCCGUCAUUGUGGUGGCCAUAUGGUUUGAAGAAACACUAGAAGAUGUCGACCAGGACCCGUGGAAGCCAACAUGGACGACUCGCCUGUCAGCUCGCAUCUCAAACUUCUUUAGCCGUACAAAGCCGCGGCGGGAGUCGUGGAGCACGAGAUGGCCUCGCCCUCAAGCAGCUAGCCAGACACAGCCCUUGCUAUCUCCAAGCUCUGACGAGGCUGGCUCCGAUGACAAUGAUGAUGCUCUGGAAGAUGAAGAGGGACUGGAAGCGUCAAAGCCACCAGGCAACAACCAUAAGCAGCCCACACCGUGGCGUGAGCUUCUUAACCGCACUACAAUGACUCUCUUGGUUACCUAUCUAAUAUUCCAACUGGCCAAUAUCAGCUUCAACAGCCUGUAUCCCAUCUUUGCCUCAUCUCCAUCCCCUGCCGGCCGAGAUCUUUCCCCUACUAAGAUUGGUAUAAGCUUGAGCUUCGCCGGCUUAACUACCAUUGUCUUCCAGGCAUUCUUCUUCCAGCCGCUUAAACGCCGAUUUGGAAAUCUGGGAACAUAUCGUUUCGCGCUGCUUGGCCUGUCUAUUGCCAUGAUUACGAUACCGUGGGUUGGCUACGCUGACGAUGAACCCCUUUUUGGCCUGGGCACUGGGACUAUGUGGCUCUUUAUUGAGCUUGGCGCGGUGUUGAUAUUGAAGACCAUCUGUGCAGUGGGGGGGCUGUCAUGCGUAAUGCUCCUAAUAACCAACUCGGCGCCUUCCCACAACAGUCUUGGAACUCUCAACGGGGUAGCUCAGACACUGUCAGCCCUCGGCCGCAGCAUUGGUCCUUUCGUUUCAGGCGGCUUAUUUACACUAUCCAUGGGAAUCCAUCCGAAAGGCGAGGCUCUUGCAUGGAGCUUGUUCGGAGGCCUGGCUUUUUUGGGCUGCAUAGGAUCCAUGUUUAUCCGAGGCAAUGGGCUAGAAAGCGAUGAUUGGUAUGAUAGCGAGGAUGAGGAGGAUGAAAGAGAUGGAGAAGCAAAUGUGGCUGGGGAUAGAGACAUUGAACGACAGCGGGACUGAGCACAGAUGUUGACAGUAAAUAGUUGUUGUUGGGUUUUUGGAUAUAAGGCGUAAUGGCAGCUAGGCGGAGAAAGACGAUAAUAAAUAGGGGCUAUUUAGCGUGACGGAAUUAAAAUAAUAAAUUACAUCAAGUUUGAAUGAUGACUUGGAUG